This is a messenger RNA of Coprinopsis cinerea okayama7#130, 2181 nucleotides long. RefSeq lists its product as hypothetical. Lineage: Eukaryota; Fungi; Basidiomycota; Agaricomycetes; Agaricales; Psathyrellaceae. The record is from RefSeq and is a predicted model, not a curated record. The transcript has 2 exons. Bases 1 to 2181 code for a protein of 726 amino acids.
AUGGACUUCCUAACAACCGACUGGCUCGACGAAUCUGACGAGUCCGACCUCGCGAACGACCACGGCCCUCGGGACGACGAGAUCCAAGUGCGGUGGCAGAGCUCCCAAGCGUGUCCGGCAUUGAAAUCGUUGCUCGUCAAUGCUGGUGGUGGUGGUGGUCGAGCAGGUGGUGGGGAUGGUGAUAAAGCAAGUGGUAGUGGUGGUAGUGGCGAUGGUGAUAAACGCAAGAAUGCGUUUCGAGGACCGAAUGGGAGUCCGAGGAAGAGUUUGUCCACUGGUAGUAUAUUUGGCUCAGCGAUAGCAGGCCCGUCGUCUCUGCUAUGGGGCGGAGAACCCCAAACAAGACAGGGCAACACCUCGGCACCACGACGACCACGGGCACUAGCAGCGAUCUCCAGGCGGGAUAUUUAUAAUUCUUCCACCACGACUACGACAAGCUCAGGAUCAAACGCAAACGCAAACGCAAACGCAAACUCAAACUCAAACUCUUCCUCAUCAUCAUCAUCAUCAGACUCCCUCGCCAACUUCAUCCAAGCACUCCAAAACGUCAAAGCUCAAGUCGACGAGAACCUACAUUCCAAAAACUUGGAAUAUGCAGCGGCGGCGGCGGCGGGGAAAGGAUUGGGGAGGACGGGGAAGGUGGCGAAGAAGCCACUUUCCAGGGUCGGGCGGCACGGUCACGGUGGCACAAAUGUGCAUGCGCAUUUGACCGCGGCUGGACAGCCCUACCCGUUGACGAGGAGGAGGACGGUGACUGUGGACCCAGUGCUAGGGAGGGCAGCGGAUGUGAAGGGAAAAGGGAGGGCUUUGGGUACCGAUCGCACCGUGAGGGAACGAACGCGAUCCUCAAGACCUCCCUCGCUGAUGGACAUCGACGACGAUCCAUACUGUGUACAGGAAACCGUGAGGGGUGCGGAGUCCGAGCUGGUGGACGCGGAUGGGAUGCCGCCACCCGCUCUGCCACCCGAGAGCGAUGUCGAGGAUGCGGUUAUGGCCGACGCGCCGCCACCACCACUACCACCACAGACUCGAUCCUUCUCCCGGUCGCACUCGACGCCGCAUGUGGACGGUGGGACGGCCGUGAGGCCUUUGUGGGCGCAGCAGAAGCCUGGUAUCACGUCGAGAACGACGACGAAUUCGGCUGGUCCGGUUUCUUCAAUCUCGAGCGACUCGACUGCUGCGAUUUCAACUGUUACUACGGCUGCGACCGCGAUCGCGACUACGGCUACGACGACGACCGGUGUGACUGUGAAACCUUCAACAACGCGUCUCGCACCCCCUGCUCAGAAUGCACGUCCCAAGUCGCCCGUUAACGGCGCUCCUGCUCUUCCACCCUCCCAACACCAACAGCAGCAGAAUCAACAGCAGAAUCGACGCCCACCGGUAUUGGGUAUGCGUCGUGUGCAUACCUUCUCUUCUUCCACUACGACGACGUCUGGCGCGAAUACAAACGGGGCAGUUGGUGCGCCAAAUGCAAGUCAGUCGCGUCUUGGAGUAGGAAUGGGGAGUCAGUCCCGGUAUGCAGCUCCUUCGCACGGGCAGCAGUUGCCCACUAAACAGAGGGGGUUUAAACCGCCUUUGUUGAAUCGUGCUUCGACGACGACGACCACGACGGCGAUGACGACGGGUAUUAGGGCCAUGGGAGCGACGACGGGUGCUACCACCGCCACGAGCGCGGCGAGUUCAGCUUUCAAACGGACUUGGUCGAGUGGUUCGACGUCUACCAACUCCUCGUCUGCAUCUGGAUCUGCGCUAUCGGGUACGACGUCUGGAUCCGCCGCCUCCACCUCCUCCCCGUCGAAUACUAGUAGGACGUCGUCCUUCGUGCAUCCAGGCCCGACGAGUUCGCAGACGAGUAGUAGUGAAGGUGAUUCGCCUCAUCCCCACCGCCGAGUUGGGAGUGGGGGUGGGAGUGGUGUUGGCGGGAUGAGGGCGAAUGUGAAUGCGAGGAGGGCGGUGCCCAAGACUGGGUUCUGUAACCCUCGAAUUGAAGAUCAAGAGGAACACGAGGGUAGGGCAGUAGAUGAACACGAGGAUAAGGACCCCGCCGCCGCCGCCGCCGACGAGGACGACGAUUUUCGAAUGCUCUCAGACGACCCUAACGAUUCUUCCUAUGGAGACCUUAUCGAUUUCCCGUUUGAGGAGGAGGCGUUGGAGGAGGUUAUGAAGAUGUAUGAUUAG